This is a messenger RNA of Monodelphis domestica (gray short-tailed opossum), 2671 nucleotides long. It is a transcript of the gene RPN1, whose product is annotated as ribophorin I. Gene Ontology annotation, cellular component: oligosaccharyltransferase complex; membrane. The record is from RefSeq and is a predicted model, not a curated record. Lineage: Eukaryota; Metazoa; Chordata; Mammalia; Didelphimorphia; Didelphidae.
AGCCAAAGAAAUUUGCAGCAAUGUGUUGUAAUUUAGUAGCGUGGUUGUAAACCAUUCUCAGUUUGCACUCAGGCACCUGCCAGCGACGCCCCAGCUGCCUACGAGACAGGGUCCUCAGCAAUGGGCGCCACGGUCUUGUAGCUCCGCCUCCCACCCAAUGUGUGGAUUCCUGGGGGCACCGGGAAGGAGAGAGAAAAGGGAAGAGGAAGCCUAUAGCUCAGACUUGCUAGUCCGCUGUGGCCCGUUCCUGCUCCCGCCUUCUGCGCCUGCGUCCGCGCCUGCGCGUGGAAGGUCUGCUCCGUCCACGGUCAUGGAGGCGCCGGCCACUCGCCUUCUCGUGCUGCUGUGGAUCGUGGGGGUGGCAUCUUCCGCCACCGCCUCGGAGGUGCAGCUGGUGAACGAGGAUGUGAAGCGCACGGUGGACUUGAGCAGCCAUCUGGCUAAGGUGACGGCCGAUGUGCUCUUGGUAAACCCAAGUGCCUCUGCCGGGCCAGUCUCGUCCUUUUUGCUGGCGCUGGAGCCUGCGCUCGAGGCCCGGCUGGCCCACCUCGGCGUGCAGUUAAAGGCAGAGGAAGAGGAAGAAAAUCAUUUGGAAGUACGAGAAGUGAAACUUAAAGGCAAAAGUGGGAAAAUAUUCACAGUGAAGCUUCCCUAUCCCCUAUCUGGAGGUGCCAAGAUCCGAGUGGUCAUUGAGACAGUCUACACUCAUGCUCUGCAACCAUAUCCAACUCAGAUCACCCAGUCAGAAAAACAGUUUGUUGUUUUUGAGGGGAACCAUUAUUUUUAUUCACCCUACCCAACCAAGACACAAACAAUGCGUGCGAAGCUGGCCUCCCGAAAUGUUGAGAGCUAUACCAAGCUUGGCAAUCCUACUCGCUCUGAAGAUGUGCUGGAUUAUGGUCCCUUCAAAGACAUUCCUGCCUUUAGUCAGGAUCCUUUUAAAGUGCAUUAUGAGAACAACAGCCCUUUCUUGACAAUUACUAGCAUGACCCGGGUCAUUGAAGUCUCUCACUGGGGAAACAUUGCUGUAGAAGAAACAGUAGACUUAAAACAUACUGGUGCUGUGCUUAAAGGGCCCUUUUCCCGUUAUGACUAUCAAAGACAGGCAGACAGUGGGAUAUCCUCCAUCAGGUCUUUCAAGACCAUCCUCCCUGCUGCUGCCCAAGAUGUAUAUUACAGGGACGAGAUUGGGAAUGUCUCUACCAGCCACCUUCUCAUCCUGGAUGACUCUGUGGAGAUGGAGAUCCGCCCCCGCUUUCCACUCUUUGGUGGAUGGAAGACCCAUUACAUUAUUGGCUACAACCUUCCAAGCUAUGAGUAUCUUUAUAAUCUAGGUGACCAGUAUGCCUUGAAGAUGAGGUUUGUGGACCAUGUGUUUGAUGAACAAGUAACAGAUUCUCUGACAGUGAAGAUAAUACUUCCAGAAGGGGCUAAGAACAUCCAAGUAGAUAGUCCUUAUGAGAUCAGCCGAGCCCCAGAUGAGUUACACUAUACCUACCUGGAUACAUUUGGCCGCACGGUGAUUGUUGCCCAUAAGAACAAUUUGGUGGAGCAGCACAUCCAAGACAUUGUGGUCCAUUACACAUUCAACAAGAUCCUCAUGUUGCAGGAGCCCCUGUUGGUGGUUGCAGCCUUUUAUAUUUUGUUCUUCACUGUGAUCAUCUAUGUGAGACUGGACUUUUCCAUCACAAAGGAUCCAGCUGCUGAAGCCAGAAUGAAGGUGGCCUGCAUCACUGAACAAGUUUUAACCUUGGUCAACAAGAGAUUAGGCCUGUACCGCCACUUUGAUGAAGCAGUCAACAAGUAUAAGCAGUCACGAGAUGUAUCCACUCUCAACAGUGGCAAGAAGACGUUGGAAAUGGAGCAUAAGUCCUUGACUAACGAGAUUGCAUCUCUGCAGUCUAGAUUGAAGACUGAAGGCUCUGAUCUUUGUGACAAAGUCAGUGAUGUUCAGAAGCUAGACAGUCAGGUAAAAGAUCUUGUGCUGAAAUCAUCGUUAGAGGCAGAGCGGCUGGUGGCGGGCAAGCUCAAGAAAGAUGCCUACAUUGAGAACGAAAAGGCCCUUUCAAGCAGACGCCAGGAGCUGGUCACCAAAAUUGACAACAUCCUUGAUGCUCUGUAACCUGUAGCACUACCUUAACUGCCCAGGAACUGCAAGAGCAUUGUUCUGGGGUGGAUCUCUCUGAACUUGGAGUAGCCAUCUCUUUGGGGCAGUGGAGAGGAGUUAGGAAAGUCAGGAAGGAUGGUGGCUGCCAAAUUUUGCAAGUAUUGUAUGAUCUUUUAAAAAUUGGUUCCUGACCCUUUGUUGUCCCUAGGAGCAGUCAAGUCAGGCUGAGGGCAUGAAGAGUCUUGCUCUUCCAAAAACCUUUCCUGUGUUUGUUUAAAAAAUACACACACAUACACCACACUUUGUAUUUUGAGGAAAGGAAUCUAAGUUUGUAUUCUUUUAUUCUCAAAUUGAGCAAGUGUUUAUUAAAUGCCUACUGUGUGCAAAGCACUUUGCUGAAUGUUGGAAAUGCAAAGAUGCAUAAGGCCUAGGAUUAUACUUGGAGAUUUUUAAAUGCUUUGAUCUGUGCCCUCAUAGCUUUAGAUUUUUGUUUUUGUUUUUGUUUUUUUUUAAUUUGUGUGAGACCAAACUGAAAUAAACCAGGGACUGUGAAUGUUUACUAAA